AUGCCUCAGAACGAGUAUAUGGAACGUCACAAAAAACUCCACGGCGAGAGAUUCGAUGCCGCAGAGAGGAGACGCAAGCGCAUUGCCCGAGAGGGCCACGAAGCCUCUAAAAAAGCUCAGAACUUCCGCGGUUUGCGCGCGAAGCAGUAUGCUGAGAAGAGGAGGAAGGAGAAGAUCCAGAUGAAGAAGCAGAUCAAAGCGCACGAGGAACGCAAUGUCAAGACGUCCGAGCCCGCCGAACCCUCUACCGAGGCCUUGCCGCAAUACUUGCUGGAUCGCAGCAACGACAAGAACGCCAAAGCACUGUCCAGCGCUAUCAAAAACAAGAGGAAGGAAUCGGCAGCACGAUUUUCGGUUCCGCUGCCGAAGGUCAAGGGUAUCUCUGAGGAAGAGAUGUUCAGCGUAGUGAAGACGGGCAAGAAGACAGCGAAGAAGUCCUGGAAGCGAAUGAUCACAAAACCCACCUUUGUCGGUCCUGGAUUCACCCGUCGUCCCGUCAAAUAUGAACGUUUCAUUCGGCCAAUGGGUCUUAGGUACAAGAAAGCCAACGUCACUCAUCCGGAACUGGGCGUUACGGUGCAGCUGCCGAUCAUCUCUGUCAAGAAGAACCCACAGAAUCCGCUCUAUACUCAGUUGGGCGUCCUGACUAAAGGAACGGUCAUUGAGGUCAACGUGAGUGAGUUAGGUCUUGUCACGGCGGGAGGAAAAGUCGUCUGGGGUCGUUACGCUCAGGUCACCAAUAACCCUGAAAAUGACGGCUGCCUCAACGCUGUGCUUUUGGUCUAA
This is a messenger RNA of Didymosphaeria variabile, 786 nucleotides long. RefSeq names its product Ribosome biogenesis protein (gene NSA2). Gene Ontology annotation, biological process: maturation of LSU-rRNA; maturation of 5.8S rRNA. The transcript is spliced from 3 exons. Bases 1 to 786 code for a protein of 261 amino acids. The record is from RefSeq and is a predicted model, not a curated record. Gene Ontology annotation, cellular component: preribosome, large subunit precursor; nucleolus. Lineage: Eukaryota; Fungi; Ascomycota; Dothideomycetes; Pleosporales; Didymosphaeriaceae.